AAUGUUUCUGACUUGUUGUCCUAAUGUUUACUCUAUGUUGCUGAAGACUCAAAUAAACUUUAUUGACAAUGAAAUUAUACUAUCUCUUGAUUUAUAGCCUCCUUACAAAGCUAUACUAAAGAAAGACUUCUUACAUAUUUACAAAGAAGAAGAACCUUUAUUUUCUCUACCUUUAUCGUAUCCAAAUCUUAUUAGUUGGCAAUUCAAAAGAGACUUAGUAGGCUUUAUGAUUAACAAUACUACUUAUUUCACAGACUAAACCUAUAAGUUAAAGGAAUUACUAAAUGGAAAACUAUUUUUUUCAAGAAUCCAAGAUUUUUAUACUCCACUAUAAGUAUUAGGUUAAGGUAGCUCAGCUAAAGUCUUAUUAGUUAAAUCUAAACAUAGUGAUUAAUAUUUUGCAGCAAAAUGUGUUGAAAAGAAUGAACUUAUGUAUUAAGAAAUAGAGAUUAAUAAUGAAUUAGAUCAUCAUGCAUUUGUUAAAAUAAAAGAAGUCUUUUAAGGAGAUACUAGCUACUAUAUUAUAAUGGAUUUAUUAUCAGGAAAAAAUUUGUAGUAACUAAUUAAAAAUCAACAUGUUGGCUUAACAUUGGAGUAAACAUAAAAAAUAAUGCAUGUAAAUUGAUAGUUAAAUAGGCUUUAUUAAGUGGGAUUGAACAUAUGCAUUAAAAAAACAUUAUGCACAGAGACAUUAAACCAGAAAAUAUUGUAUUAUAAAAAAAUAACAAUUUGACUACUCUCAAAAUAGUUGACUUUGGUUUAGCAACAUAUACUACAUUAAAAAAGUAUAAUAAAAUUCUUAAAUAGAUAUAAAUAUCCAAAAUGUGGAACACCUGGUUAUGUUGCUCCAGAAAUAGCCAAUCUGACAGACAAGGAUACUACAUAUAGUUCUAAAUGUGAUAUUUUUAGUGCUGGAGCAGUAUUUUUUAAACUGUUAACAGGAAGAGAUGUAUUUCCUGGAACAGGCUUUAACUUUGUACUAUCAUUAAAUAAGAAAUGUUAUAUUGAUUUCUCGGUUCUUACUUUAAAGAAAAUACCACAGAAUAUCAUAGUAAUCUAUAAUUAAUAUUGAGGGAACUUGUCUAAAAAAUGCUAUCUAAAGAUCCAAAAAUGAGACCAACUGCUACAGAAUGUCUAAAUCAUGAAUUCUUUACAUAUUAUGAUAAACCAACUAGUGCUCAAAAGAAGACCUUUUUUGCCUAAACUAGAGCUGCUACUUUGACUGUCGAUUUUUCCUCUCCUGAAGAAAAGCCUGAAUAUAAAGGUUCCUUUGUUACUAAUGACAUUGUACCAUAAGAAUAUGGAAUGUAAAAAAAGAAUACAAAAUUCAAUACCACUGAAUUUGAUUAAUAUAAUUGA
This is a messenger RNA of Paramecium pentaurelia, 1359 nucleotides long. The record is from the annotation of a GenBank genome assembly. NCBI's taxonomy places the organism in Eukaryota, Ciliophora, Oligohymenophorea, Peniculida, Parameciidae.